This is a messenger RNA of Fulvia fulva, 2529 nucleotides long. RefSeq names its product Oxidoreductase. Lineage: Eukaryota; Fungi; Ascomycota; Dothideomycetes; Mycosphaerellales; Mycosphaerellaceae. The record is from RefSeq and is a predicted model, not a curated record. Gene Ontology annotation, biological process: secondary metabolic process. Bases 1 to 2529 code for a protein of 842 amino acids. The transcript has 10 exons.
AUGUCGCGAUUCAUGCCUUUCAUUGCCACCUCAGCAGCGCUGGUCGCUGCUGUUGAUCCGUCGUUGAAGCUGAAGAACUACGUCGAUUCCGUCACUCUAGACUCGAGCUUCAACCCGAUCAUCGAUGCUUACUGGACUGGCUUGCCUCACCAUCGCCGAACGCCAUUCGCUGUCUCGCCGGAUGGCAAGACUGGUUAUUUGGCCUACCUGGAUAGUACUGGUACUGGAGUCCACGUACAGCAUGUCGAUCCCUCGGCCUUCACUGCCACUGGUACCACCGUCUCCAUUGAUGGUGUGAAGGAAGCUGGAGGUCUCGUUGCCCACAACGAUGGCUUCGCUCUGCUUGGUAACGAGGAAAUGUCUGGCACCAAUGCUCCGCCAAGUGGGACUCCCGUGCCAGCUAUCUACAAGUACUCUGCUGGCAAGCAGGAUUGGAAGACGUUUGUCGGUGGUCCUGGUGUACACGAGUCUGAGGGUCUUUCAGCCUCGCCAGACAUGAACGGUGACCUGGUCUACUCCGAGAAGGCCGACCUCUAUGGCGCCUACUUUGUCGUGAUCGACUACACCGGUGACGCCUCUGGCCAUUUCGGAGACAGCAUUGAGUACGUCGGAAGUGAUGGCAAGCUUCAGACUAUCGAAGGCGCCACAAGUGCCUGGGGUUGCUCACACAACAUCGGCAUCGCAUUUGAGGCCGCUGACGAAGCACCAUUCGCUAGUGUCUGCGCCGAAGAUCAAGGUGCAAUCUGGCUCAACACUGGUGGCACUGGCAUGAUGAGCAACGGCGUCAAGAUCUCCAACGAGAACACUACCAACGGAGGCGGAGGCGAGGCUUUUGGUGGCAUGUCUGGCUCCUACUCUGGCCUGGCUCGUUUCAUCAACUCUACUUCGUAUAUCCUCACCUGGGUUUCUCGCGGUGCAGUUGAGCUUACCGCAAACGAGUGGAUGGGCGACGGCUACACUGCUGCUCAAAAUCGGACCAACGGACGUCGUGUUGCCAUGACUAUCCUAACCGACAAGUCGACUAAGGCCAGCGAGCAAGCAUCGUCCGAGGUCGGUGCCGAAGGUGACAGCCAAGUCAACUGGGUCACAGCAGAGGAAGGCCCUGACCGCAGCAAUGCUCACGUCGCAGCAUUCGACGAUGAAUACGCCCUUAUCAGCUGGGAACAGAUCGACUUGCCGUCUUGCGACUUCGUCGCCAUGGGCUGUGGUGGCACUUUCAGCGGCACUUACUUUCAGCUCGUCAACAGCUCCGGCAAGAAGAUUGGCGAUGCCAUCACCAGCAACAACACCUAUGUGGCUGGCGAUAUGGUCACGCGCCAGGAUGGCAGUAUCUGCUGGCCAUAUGUCAACAUGGAGUGGUCGCUUGACUCCCCAGCUCAGAGCUGGUCAUCGUGGAAGAGACAGGAGAGCGAAACGACCAGUGGGGCGGGCGUAGAAAUGGUCAAAAUAGACACGAUUCGAGAAAGCAACAACAAGGUGAAGGACCUGACGGAUCUGGUCACCAUCUUUGUGGGAGGCACCGGAGGCAUAGGUGCAUCUACUGCGAAGGAGCUGUUCUUACGCGCAACGAGACCGCGAGCGUACAUUGUAGGAAGAUCAGAGGAUCGCGGAACCCGACUCAUCAACGAGCUCAAGGAGCUACAACCUGCCGGUAAAGCAUACUUCAUCCAAAAAGAUGUCUCGACGGUCAAAGCGACCGAUGAGCUGUGCGCAGAGCUGCGCGAACGAGAGCCAAAGAUUCACUGUUUGGUUCUGACAGUGGGCUUCAUGACACUCAAGGGGCGUCAUGAGACUCCAGAAGGCAUCGACCGUAAAAUGGCGGUUAACUACUACACUCGCAUGAGGUGCAUUCUCAACCUUAUGCCAGCGCUCACCAAAGCAUCAGAGUCCAACGAGCUCUCUCGAGUGGUCACAGUGCUGGCGGCGGGAUCUGAAGGCGACGUUCGAGAGGAUGAUCUGGACUUGAAGCACAACUUCACCCUUCACGCUUGCCUUGCUCACUGCGUGGUCAUGUCUGAUUUCUUCAUCGAAGAGCUCGCGAAGAGAUAUCCACAAACAUCCUUCAGCCACUCUUAUCCAGGCACUGUCAAGACCGGCAUCGCGAACCAGCUUAGUGGGCCCGUUCGCUUAGCCGUCAAGGUUAUGUAUGCCGUCAUGACACCGUGGAUCCUGAAUGUCCAAGAAUCUGGAGAGCGCCACCUCUUCCAAAUGACCAGCCAGUGCUACCCAUCUCGCAACGGCGGUGUUGGCAUACCGAUCCCCGGGGGAUUGGGCGUCAUGCUGGGCUCCGACGGCACACCUGGGAGCGGCGCCUAUCUACUCGACUGGGAUGGCAAAUCGACUGGCGACAAGGGCAUGCUACUGAAGCAUCGCGAAAGGGGUAUGGGACCAAAGGUGUGGAAUCAUACGACAGAGAUGUUUCGCAAGGCGGAAGAGAGGUCGCGCAAAGAUUCGAAGCGGUCGUCAGACGGUACAGAUGAUGGCGCCAAACGAUCGAUACCGAACCCAGUCGGCUGGCGGGCUGCAUGA